This is a messenger RNA of Saccostrea cuccullata (small rock oyster), 814 nucleotides long. Its product is annotated as caprin-2-like. The coding region runs from base 1 to 564 and encodes 187 amino acids. The transcript is spliced from 2 exons. The record is from RefSeq and is a predicted model, not a curated record. Gene Ontology annotation, molecular function: protein binding. Lineage: Eukaryota; Metazoa; Mollusca; Bivalvia; Ostreida; Ostreidae.
AUGUUAAGAGAAGCCCUUCUAGGUUUAUGUCUAGCGUUCUUCAUUACAUACAUAAUUCUGAUUGAGAAGAGGAUCGAUAGCUUAACUUCAUCAAAUACAGAUCUGAGAAAGAAAGUCGAACACCUCAUCACUGCGAAUCAGAACUUGGUAAAAGGAUUUGAGGACUCGUCAAAGAAGAUUGCCUUUACAGCUGGUUCAACAGGUGCUGGAGGAAUCGGAAGCGGAAGUACACUAGUAUUUCCUGUGGUCAUCAAUAACGUUGGAGGUGGAUACGACCCUGGUACAGGGAUCUUUACCGCCCCCACGGCCGGACAGUACGUUUUCUAUAUCAGUGCCCAGGGGUAUAGCAGUGACACAUUGUAUGUAUCUAUCGUACAUAAUGGAGGAGCCAAGGUAAUGACAAUGUCUGACGGGGGACGGGGUAAAGAUUUCUACGAUUCUGGAUCCAACCUGGUGACGCUGAAUCUCCAACAAGGGGACAGAGUGUGGGCAAGAUGCCAUAGUGGGUCAAAUUAUUACAGCGAGGGAAUACCUAUUACAACGUUUUCCGGUUUUCUAGUUUAAUAAAAUUAUGUUUUGGAAUAUCAGAAACUUUAAACAGAUUUUAAUCUGUCCUCAGUGGAGAAAGGACAUUUGUCAGACUUCGAGGAACUUGAAAGAGCAAGUUUGCAGUACAAAAAGUACUACGAGUAUAGAUUUUUCAAUGCCAUCUAAUCUUGACUUAUUAAUUCGGUUGGCGACGAAGCAUAUUGCGCAGAACGUGUGCAUAAAUAAUGUUAAGCUAAGGACUCGCUUGUCAAUUAAGAAAUUUCAG